Molecule: messenger RNA, 4028 nt
Organism: Pyrgilauda ruficollis (rufous-necked snowfinch)
Lineage: Eukaryota; Metazoa; Chordata; Aves; Passeriformes; Passeridae
Gene: LZTS1
Product: leucine zipper tumor suppressor 1
Exons: 4
Coding region: 184-2019 (611 amino acids)
Biological process (GO): regulation of dendrite morphogenesis; regulation of synaptic plasticity
Cellular component (GO): dendritic spine
Source: RefSeq, a predicted model, not a curated record
CCCGGUGCGCGGGCGCGGGGUCCAGGCUCCUCCUCCGCUGCCGCGCCGGGGAUGCUGCGGCCGGGCCGGCUCCGGGAGCCCCGCGGAGCCCCGCGCCGCGCCGAGGAGCCAGCGGCCACCCGAGGCUCGCCGCUCCCGGCCGCUCCGCGGGCUCUGCUAUGAUCUGGCGGCGCCGGGAGCAGCAUGGGCAGCGUCAGCAGCCUCAUCUCCGGCCACAGCUUCCACAGCAAGCACUGCCGCGCCUCGCAGUACAAGCUCCGCAAGUCCUCGCACCUGAAAAAGCUCAACCGCUACUCGGACGGGCUGCUCCGCUUCGGCUUCUCGCAGGACUCCGGCCACAAGUCCGGCUCCAAGAGCAGCAAGAAUGAGGAUUUCUUUUACAUCAAGGUCAGCCAGAAGGCGCACGGCUCGCAGCGGCCGGACUACACCGCCCUGGGCGGUGGGGAGCUGGCUGUGCCCGCCGGGACCAGCGGGCUGGACUUCGGGACGCCCACGCCACAGAAGCUGAUGCCCUUCCCCAGCCAGCUGGAAGUGGGUGGGGACAAGCCGCUGCCUCGUCCCACGGCCUUCAAGCCGGUGCUGCCGCGCUCCGGGGCCAUCCUGCACUCGUCCCCCGAGAGCGGGGGGCCCCUGGGCCAGCAGCUGCACCCCCCGGAGAAGGGCAAGGAGCAGGAGCUGCGGCCGCUGCCGUGCUCGGGGGGCCUGUCCGACUCCGGCCGCAACUCCAUGUCCAGCCUGCCCACGCACAGCACCAGCAGCAGCUACCAGCUGGAGCCCCUGGUCACCCCCAUGGGCCCCAUCAGCCGCUUCGGGGGCUCUGCCCACAACAUCCUGCAGUGUGCCAUCAUCCAGGACAGCAACAUGAUGAGCCUCAAGGCCAUGUCCUUCUCCGACGGCGGCAACAAGAUCCUGAACCCCGGCAAGGCCCCCCAGCACCGCGCCGCCGCCGAGAAGAGCGUCUGCGUGCGCUCGCCCAUCGCCACGGAUGAAUCCACCAUCCAGGAGCUGGAGCAGAAGCUGCUGGAGAGGGAGGGCGAGCUGCAGGAGCUGCAGUCGAGCUUCGAGGAGAAGGAAAUCAGCUCCUGCCAGGCCUACGAGGAGAAGCAGCGGCGCUGCAAGGAGGAGCUGGAGGGGCUGAAGCAGAAAUGCAACAGCAAACUCAAGCAAACCUCACAGAAAACGCAGCGGACGCAGCAGGUGCUGCACCUGCAGGUGUUCCAGCUGCAGCAGGAGAAGCAGCAGCUGCGGGAGGAGCUGGAGAAACUCAUGAAGGAGCAGAACCUGCUGGAGACCAAGCUGAGGUCCUACGAGAAGGAGAAGACCAGCUUUGCCCCGGCGCUGGAGGAGACGCAGUGGGAGGUGUGCCAGAAAUCCGGGGAGAUCUCGCUGCUGAAGCAGCAGCUGAAGGAGUCGCAGACCGAGCUCACCACCAAGACCACGGAGAUCCUGAGCCUGAAGGCGCAGCUGAAGGAGGUGAGGCUGAAGAUGGAGGGGCUGGAGAUGAAGAGCCAGGAGCUGGAGGUGUCGCUGCGCACCAAGGCCAUGGAGCUGGAGGUGUGCGAGAACGAGCUGCAGCGCAAGAAGAACGAGUCGGAGCUGCUGCGGGAGAAGGUGAACCUGCUGGAGCAGGAGAUCCUGGAGCUGCGCUCCGAGCUGGCCGCGCUCCGUGAGCAGCUCAGCGAGGCCCGCGAGGGGCCCCGGCCAGGCGGGGACGAUGCCCAGGCCCUGCAGGGGCAGCUGGAGAGGCUGCGGGCCGAGCUGAAGGCGGAACGCGACAACAACGAGCAGAUGAGCUGCAGCUUCCAGCACGAGCGGCAGACGUGGAAGGAGGAGAAGGAGAAGGUGAUCCACUACCAGAAGCAGCUGCAGCAGAGCUACCUGCACAUGUACAAGAGGAAUCAGAGCCUGGAGAAGAUGCUGCAGCAGCUGGCGGCGGGCGAGGACGGCAAGGAGCCCAUCGAGCUGGAGAUCCCCGGCGCCGACGUCCCCUACGAGGACAUCAUCGCCACCGAGAUCUGAGCUGCUGUCCCCUCCCGAGCCGCUCGGCCCCGCCCCGCAGCCGAGCUGAGCCGUGUCCCCCCUGUCCCUCCGUCGUGUUCCAGAGGUGACCAAGCCACUCGUGCCAAUGGUGACGUGCCCGCAGCUCCCCCGCCCCGGCACCGCCCCGGCACUGCCCCCUCUGCCCCCGGGCAGGGAUCAGGACUCCAGGGAAUUCUCUGCCAUCCGUGCCCAGCGCCCAGGGGAUGCUCUGCUCCAGGCUUGGGGAACCCGGCUUGGCCCCGCUCCGGGGGUGGCACAGCUCCAGGGAUGGCACAGAUCCGAGGAUGGCACAGCUCCGAGGAUGGCACAGCACAGUCCUGCCCGCUGAUGGUGGCAGGAAUCAGCCCCAAUGUGUGCCCAGCUCCAGGGGUGGCACAGCUCCAAGGAUGGCACAGCACAGUCCUGCCCGCUGAUGGUGGCAGGAAUCAGCCCAGUGUGUGCCCAGUUCCAAGGAUGGCACAGCACAGUCCUGCCCGCGAUGGUGGCAGGAAUCAGCCCCAGUUUCCUGGAGGAAGCUCCCACUCCUCCUCACCCUCCGUCAGUGCCGAUCCCAGGGCGCUGUGGGAGCACAGAACCACCUCCUGCCCUGCCAGCCCUGAGGGCCUCAGGAAGGUCCCCACCUGCUCACACCCCCCUGGUACAGCCCCACUCCAUGAAAUCACCCCAAAAUCACCCUGAAAUCACCCUGAAAUCCCUGUUUAGCCCAAGCACAGCCCCCCCUGCACCGCACCCACAGCCCUCCCUCUGCCCGGCAUUCCCAGCUCCCACGGACAAGGACUCUGUCCCUUCUCCCGGCUGCCAGUCAGCAGCUGCAUCCAAGGAUUCACAGGAAUGUCCCAGCCAUGGCCUGACCAAGGAAUGGGGUUUGUGUUCACCCCUGCACUCACCAGGGCUGUCCCUCCUGGGAGCCCUGGCUGCCUUAUCUCCUCCUGUGCCCUGAUCCCGUGGGAUCCGGCCAAGGGGAGCUGGUUAAACACCCCAAACCAAACACUUCCACCUUAAUUUCUACCCCAGCUCUUAAAAAUUCCUCCUGCCACCAGCGAGUGGCUCCACAGAUAAUGAGGUGGUGCUGCUGGUGACCCUCGUGUCCCCCUAACUGGGGAGGGAACCAGCAGGACCCAGUUUGUGGGGUGGGGGCUCCAGGAGACCCUUCUGUGCCAGUGCAAUGAUAUUUUUGCUGCAAUUAUUUACCCACUGCCCCAUCCCAGGGCUCUUGGGCGGGGUUCUUGCACAAUCCCAACGUUGCCAAUUUGGCCAUGGGCUCCUAGCUGUGCAAAAUUCCGCAUCCCUCGUGCCACUCCAGCCUGGAAAGGUGACACACAGGAACCAACCAGUCUGUGCCUUCUGCGCCCGGCCCUGAGCACACCAAACCACUGCCCCAGCUCUCCUGGCUGGGUCUGGCACUGCCCAGCCACUCCUGGCACUGCCCAGUCAGUCCUGGCACUGCCCAGCUGGGUCUGGCACUGCCUGGCCACUCCUGGCACUGCCCAGUUGGGUCUGGCACUGUCCAGCUGGUCCUGGCACUGCCCAUCCAGUCUUGGCACUGCCCAGCUGGGUCUGGCACUGUCCAGCUGGUCCUGGCACUGCCCAUCCAGUCCUGGCACUGCCCAGCUGGUCCUGACACUGCCCAGCCAUACCUGGCACUGCUCAGCCACUCCUGGUACUUCCCAGCCUGUCCUGGCACUGCCUAGUCAGGUCUGGCACUGCCCAGCCAGUCCCAGCUCUGCCCAGCUGGGCCUGGCACUGCCUGGCCACGCCUGGCACUGCCCAGGUGGUCCUGACUCUGCCCAGCCUGGCUUGGUACUGCCCAGUCUGUCCUGGCACCGCCCAGCUGGGUCUGGCACUGCCCAGCCCAUCCUGGCACCGGCACAAGCGAUGCUCACCCCCAGCACGCUGGAAAAGCCAACCUCAGGCUCCUGCGGGUGCCCCCGGGGCCAGCCCCUGCCCAGCCCCUGCCCAGUCCCUGCCCAGCACCAACCCAGUCCCUU